Lactuca saligna is the source of this 420-nucleotide messenger RNA. The record is from the annotation of a GenBank genome assembly. Lineage: Eukaryota; Viridiplantae; Streptophyta; Magnoliopsida; Asterales; Asteraceae.
AUGACGGAAGUGAAGCUUCAAGCAGUGGUAGUGGGUCCGCAUGACAUCUUUCAAGCUCUGAAAAUCGUUUUUGGAAAAGGAGUUUGGUUCAUGAUGCCACCAGAGACAAUUCAUGUAGUGAGUUUUGUAGGCCUUGUUGGCGAUGGAGCUGCAUUGAUAUGCUCAUUGGAUCUUACAAAGGACUUCUAUUUCAGCAACUCUUAUCGUGUCAUGCAUAGUUUUCAAAAGAAUCUAUCUACUCAUGAGAAAGGGUCGUUUCUUAAUGAAACAAUGUUUGUUUGGAAUGAGUUCUUAACUAGCACAAUUCACAAUCAAUUGAAGAAUAAUCUGUGGAUUGUAGCACUAGUUUAUGGCUACUUUAAACAGGUCAAACUUUCAAUAGGAGAAAAGGACUUCAAGUUGACCCUCAUUGCUAGAUGA